AAGAUACACUUGUGUCGUGUUACCUACUGCUACUGCAGUUGCCGGUACUUGUGUUGUAAGAUUAAAGUGUAUGUAAUCACUUAUCAGUAAUCAGUUGACUGCAGAACCAGUGAGUAAAGGUCUGCUGAUAAUCAAAGGAGCUGCCGAAACUCCUGCCGUCAUGUCUUGGGUUGUUAAAGCUGUAAACAGGACUCAUACGGAUUUUUCCUCAGAGACAAACAAAGAAUGGAAAGAGCCUUUCUUUUUCGUCCAAGGUGCGGACACUCAGUUUGGAAUGUUUGCUGAUUUCACUGAAGUAACCACAGAACCAAAAUGGGCAAAGGAAAUCGAACUUGCAGAACUUGCUGUGAAAAAGGUCAAUGAAAUGAGACCAAAACCAAAGUUUUAUGUUAUAUGUGGAGACCUUUGCCAUGACUAUUAUGAUAAAGAACCAGAUGUGAGGGCAGCGCAAGACGCAGAUUUCAAGAAAGUGUACAGCAAAUUAGAUCCUACAAUUCCUCUGGUGUGCGUUUGUGGGAAUCAUGACGUGGGAGACAAUCCAACUUACGAAUCUGUUCGCAAAUACACUUCCAACUAUGGUGAUGACUACUUCUCAUUCCAUGCUGGAGGUGUGUUCUUCAUUUGUAUCAACUCUCAGUUCUACCAUGGCGCCACAAACACUCCCGAUCUCGUCCAGGCGCAGGAUGAAUGGUUGGAUCGCCAACUGGCAGUUGCCAAACAAUCAGAGAUUCCGAGUAUAAUGUUUCAACACGUCCCUUGGUUUGCCAGUGACCCUGACAAAACUGAGCGGAACUACUUUGAGAUUGACCAUGACAUUCGGAAAAGGAUGCUGGACAAAAUACUAGCUGCAGGUGUGAAGUACGUGUUCUGUGGCCACCUCCACUACAACGCAGGAGGCAAGUACAAACAGCUGGAGUGUGUUGUGACGUCUGCUACUGGCUAUCAGCUGGGCAGUGACACUCACGGACUACGAGUGGUUAAGGUGUACAGAGAUAAGGUGGAGCACAAGUACUACCCACUGGCAGACCUACCAGCCGAAGUCAGUCUGUAACAAACCAAGUGUCUGCUGGACAAACAUUUAUGGUUGAUGAUGAUAGUGUUAUGACUUUAGUAUAGGAUAGGUACCUUUUUUCGUCAUUAUCUAUUAUAAGAUGACUAAUUUCAAUUGCUGACUUCAAAACCACAUGUUCUUGCUUUGACACCAAGCUAAAUUUUGAACCAAAAUGCAAUUUUUAUUGGGAUAACCGUUAAUGAAGGCAUUUAACAAAAGACUGAAGUUAAAUAGUAACAGGACUAGGUUUGGACUCCCUUACAAAAAACUGUGGCACUGGAGUUUGACAUGUUAACCUUAUGAUUUUUCAAAUUUUAAAGGAACUGGCUGUUACCCACAGGCUUCACCCCGUUUGACUUCAUGUAUUAAUAAAAUUAUUGGUUGGUUAAGUCAAGGCCCCACUAUAAAAAGCAGGCCAUGCUGCAGGAUCCAUGACGUCUCACUAGUGGAUAGAUUUCAUUGAUAAAUUCAUUGCCAUCACCAUCCCCAUAUGUUUUAGGUAAAUAAACAAGCUGGCUGUUUGUAAGAUUUUAAUGGUAAGAGUUUAGUACAACUAUCCACCACUGUGACGUAGUGUUGCGCUACCCGCGCUGCAGCAUGGCCUGUUUUUUCUAGUGGGGCCUUGGUUAAGUUAAGUUAAAAUAAACAAAACAGUAAUACAAACAAAUAAUCACACCUGAUUUUAAUAAGAUAAUUAAUUGAAAGAAUAACAAACAAAUAAAUACAGCUGAGGUAUUUUUAACAUUAGGUAUAUGGAAAUUUCUCUUUAGAAAAGGAAUUACGACCUUAAAGGGCAAUUUAUAAAAUAAUGGAUAUAGUUUUGCCCAAGGUUUCUCGUAAUGACGAACAUUUUAAGUACCUAUAUGGUUUAUGGGGGUGUGACUUUUAGUUUUCUAAAAAAUUCAUGAGUACUUUGGGAUUUACAUAUGCAUAAAUGAUUCUUAACAGCUGUUUCAAUUAAACAAGUAGGUUCUAUGAUGUUCAAUAGCAUUAUAAAGUUGCAAGGUUUACCAACAGGGUGCAGCAGUAUUAACUUUUUCUUUUUGUUUAAAUUUAUGAUAACAGCUAAUUUGAAUAAAGCAGCAACCAAAAGCUUGUGUUACACAAUGAGAACUAAAUACUAAAUUGUUGUGGUAUUGUGCGAAUAGGGUAAUUUUAUUUUUAAGUGCAUAAUUCAUCAACUUAUUGACUUAAUUUUUUCCCCCAAAUUUGUAUAAAAAAGUUGUUUCUGUUUUCCCCAAACAUAAUGUUUGGGAAACGUAGUAGUGUGUUAAUAAUUGAUUUUUGUUUAUUCCAAUUUUUAAUCAAACCAAACUAUGCUUUAAUUGAAGAAAAUAUUGGCUACAGAUGGUCCAUAUAAAUGGAAUGUCUUCUUCACUUACGCAAAAGUCAAUGAUGAUAGCCUCAUUUUCAAAUCUAACUAGUCAAAAUUUAAAAAAAUCACAUAUCGCAAAAACAACAUCCAAACAAAAGUGAUAUAGGCCUAAUCAUUAAAUUAAAAUAAAUAUUUGGUUCAGACAUUGAACUGAAACUCCAAUCACUCUAGAUUUGAAAAUAGUUCCGUAACUCACCAAAACUAGUCAUCUAUUAAUCAAUAGUGGAUUAUGACGACAAAAGGUUCGUGAUCUAUAUUAUAGCUAUUAUGUUUUCAACCCUGAAGGCUGAAAUAGUGUUUAAGAUUAUGGGGGUUAGCUAGCUUAUCCCAGAAAUUAGAGCUAUAAUUCCUGUAUAUAGGUUUUUGUUGGUACAACCAGUGCUUUCAAGCUUUUUUCCACCCAACUAUUAUAAAGUUGAUUAGACCAACUAUUUGUUAAAACCAAGUUGUUACAUAACCAAACUUUAAAUUUUUUUACAAUUUAAAUAUAAUUAUUUUAAAAUUUAAUAUGCAUUAAAAGCUUCCUGCAAAUGUUGACUAGUAACUGAGUUAACACGUUCGCGGCGGCACGUCAAAUGGCGGGCGUAUCUCCAGUGCGGUGCAGCCCGCAGCGUCAAACAAACCCGAUUGCCGCGUGUGACUGGCUUUCCAAUUUCGGUCUGACGAAUAGCAAAUAACGUGCGAGGAUGUCCUGCUUUAAGACGAGAGUCGACGUAGUUUGCUAAACACUCACAGAUAGCAGCACUGCUUGGAACAUAGCCGGUCCCAUUGGAAUUGUAUUGCCAAAUGGAGGGGAAAAGGCGGGACAAAAAGUAGAUUUUUGAGAUUGCCAGAGGGGGAUUUUCGGGAAAAUUUACUACCAACCUACACCACAACAAAAUACAGUAUACUAUUGAGCAGUGCUGUGCGAGGUUUCAAGUUUCUAGCUCUAAUCCUGGCUUAAAAAUAAAUCAUUUCGUACUGCAUUGCAGCUUGGAAGCGGACGCACCCACCAGGAUGGCAUUAGGGUUCCGUGUGGGAGCGAUCGCUCCCAUGCCGCCACGAACGUGUUCUGGUUUUUAGUCUCCAAAGUACUUUUAAAUUGAAUCUAAAUAACUUAGCUUG
Macrosteles quadrilineatus (aster leafhopper) is the source of this 3530-nucleotide messenger RNA. RefSeq names its product serine/threonine-protein phosphatase CPPED1-like. The coding region runs from base 161 to 1051 and encodes 296 amino acids. NCBI's taxonomy places the organism in Eukaryota, Metazoa, Arthropoda, Insecta, Hemiptera, Cicadellidae. The record is from RefSeq and is a predicted model, not a curated record. Gene Ontology annotation, molecular function: hydrolase activity. The transcript has 7 exons.